GCAAACAAAUAUGGCGGAUGAUGAAGAUGGUAAAGACACUUUGAGGCAGUUCGUAGAGAAUGAGUGUAAAGCGCAAGCCCUCAGAGUGAGUUGAUUUUGAAAUUUAUUGGGCUUAAAAUAUUGCUUCUGUGAAAUGCACUACGAUGUUCAUGCUAUGUUUGCUUAAAGUUUUUGAUGUAAACGUAAAAAACUAAGGUUUGCUUGUACGUGUAAGAUGUUUGUUAUCGGUUUUAACGGCUGUGGAAAAAAAAAUUCUGUUCUGGGAAAGGGGUGCCCUUAAAGAUCAUGAGUAGAAGUUCCUUUUAAUAAACCCUGGCUAGCUAUGUCUUGUUACGUGCGCAUGUAAAAACACUAAACAUGUACAGUUUCCCCUCCUUUUUAGCCACCCGGUACAAACUCUGAUGAUACAGCCUUAGAUGCCGAGAGAAUGAACAGAUUUUACCAGCGUGCUCUGAAUGAGAGUGAAAGGUACGUAGUAAACCCCAGGAGGGGUACUCCGGAUUUCAAGGAACGGGAUGAUCGAAUUGGGGCAAAAAUGAAACCCAAAAAAAUCCCGAGGACUUCCAACAAAACCCAAACAAACCCCUAGACCAAAAAUAAACCUGAAAAAAAAUCCCAUGCAUUAGAAGUUAAGUGUUUGUGUUUGUUCAUUCAAAGAUUGCUUUGAAUACCCCCAAAAUUCCCUUUUUAAAUCAAACCACCCUAACGAAAACCUUGCCAGAUUUUCCGACCCAAAAAAUCCCAGAAUCAAAAAUUUCAUAACCACCACAUACAGGCGAAGCUUGUGACCUCUGGUCUUGGUUAAAACUUUGUCUGCAAUAUUCCUUGCCAAUUAUCUACAUUUGGGUCUUUGAAAAUGCCCUAUACCUAAGACUUUACUUAUGCACAAAGGAUAUUUCCCUUAUCUGCAGCCUGGUUGACAUCCACAAACUUAAUUAAUCUUAGAUAGAUCCAAUUAGACUUUAGGAGGACCCAUUAAAGGCAGCCCAGUAUUAUAAAAAUGGCUGUUGUAGCUGUCAUUUUUUUACUGUUGCAAGUCAUUGGAGACCAAAGAAACUAAGGUGUACCUCACUCCCCCUCCCCUCACCGACCCCAACCGCAACUGCAACCCCCGACUCCCAAGAAAAAAAAAUUAAACUUUUUUAAAACAAAAUAUAUGUGUAGCAGCAUUGUGUUGUUAAGCAAGACUGUAGCCUAAAAGCAGGUUCUUAAAAUUCUUAUUAGAGGAAAGGGAAGAGAUGUUAAGAGAGAGAUAGAAAGAGAGAAAUAGUGAACAAGAACAACAACAAUCUAUUAUCUUUUUUCCGGACCAUUUAACAAAAAAAAAUAUUUUCAAGCUAUAAACUUUAAUCCACUCCAUUAUUUCUGCUCUUUUGGUCUUUUCUCUUAAUCAAAGCACUCUUUUCCUGUUCCCAGCAUUUUACGCCUUCCAUGUAAGGAAUAAAAGCCUUUUUUCUUUUAUUAGAAUGAGCAAUGAAGUCACAAAAUCUCAAAAACAACGAAGUGAACUUCACAAAGAGCUUAGUAAAGAUAUGCUUGAGAGCUGGACACAAGAUCAUGCUCAGGAGGUUCUCUGUCCUCAGACAUAUGAACUUUGGAGUAAAGAGGAGGAAAAAGCUAAAAAGGUUUUACAGGAGCUAGAAAAAGCCUCCAUAAAUGACGAUGAAAGUAGUGAUGAUGCAUCUCACUAAAGAAAUGACUCAAGUUUUAG
Molecule: messenger RNA, 1711 nt
Organism: Porites evermanni
Lineage: Eukaryota; Metazoa; Cnidaria; Anthozoa; Scleractinia; Poritidae
Source: the annotation of a GenBank genome assembly